Molecule: messenger RNA, 990 nt
Organism: Phytomonas sp. EM1
Lineage: Eukaryota; Euglenozoa; Kinetoplastea; Trypanosomatida; Trypanosomatidae
Source: the annotation of a GenBank genome assembly
GCGUGCAUCAACGUCAAGGAUUGUUUUCUAACGAUUCGUUCGAUAUACCCUCACGAGUAUCUUUUUUUUGGGGGGGGGUAGCCUUUUCUUAGUCCCCUUGGAAUGUCCUUGAUGGGCGGUUCCCCCAGGCUAUUGGCAGUUCUCCUUAUUUUGGUGGCUCUGUUGGCGUGGAGCCCCCUGGGAAUCGUGCAGGCGGCUUCGAUCUCUGGAUCAGUCGGAUGGGAUAUCGGUGGGACGGUGCCCGUAACGCUUUACCUGCGUUUUGAAAAACAAGUCGAGCCAGGCAUCGUUUCGGCCUGGGAUGAGGAAGGAGAUCUUGGAAAGGCGCAACAAAAACGACCUACCAAACUGCCAGAUCGCAAUCCCCCUUCCGAUACGAAGGUCUUGGUUUGGACGAAACACCAGGCGCAGCUGACGCGUAGUAUUCCACCCAUCUACGCCCCUCGUUUUGGGAUAAACAAGAUAGCCGAGCUCCCCAUCCAGGCGCCGAUGAAGCGCGCGAAGGAGAUGCUGGAGGCAUCGCCCCAAAGUUCAAAUACUCAUAUGGCAUUACGUUUCAUGCUCGGCGGGAGAUUAAGAAAGGAAACGACGUGGUUACCACUCGCAGUACGCCGCUCGAUCCAGAAAAAUCCAUCCCUGAUAAGUUUUUUACUCCCAGAGCAGAUUGAGAACCUCGAGAGCGAAGGGGAAAUCGCGGUGCGGUAUCUAUCUCAUAUUGACUUCUUCUUUGGCUUCCAACUCGGCGCUAUUAACCGCAUCACGUCUUUUCGCGUGGAGUACACCUACUCGGAGAGCGUUCCCGACGUGCUAGAGCUGCAAUACCACUGGAACGAGCAUCAAGCCUACAAUACGCAUCGCGCAUUAACGCUUUGCAGUGUUGUGGUCCUGUUAAUAGCGAUAAUAAUGGCUAAUAGUAUGUUGUCACGCCAAGGGAGGCUCCCAAAACUCUUUAGACGCAAAGUUGUCGUGGUACGCGCUCAUGAGGAUUGA